This is a messenger RNA of Mytilus trossulus (common blue mussel), 1758 nucleotides long. RefSeq lists its product as uncharacterized. Gene Ontology annotation, molecular function: zinc ion binding. The transcript has a single exon. The coding region runs from base 1 to 1758 and encodes 585 amino acids. Lineage: Eukaryota; Metazoa; Mollusca; Bivalvia; Mytilida; Mytilidae. The record is from RefSeq and is a predicted model, not a curated record.
AUGGCCAGUGCUUUAUUAGAAAAGAAGGCCCAGCUUCCAGUUACUUGCCAACUAUGUGACGAAGAGACCAAAAUAAAUUGGAAAUGCAUUGAAUGUGAUUCUCUACUAUGUGACAGGUGCAAGUCAAUUCACUCAAAGGUAAAAACACAACUUGAACAUUCUGUCAUUAAUUUGAAGGACAUCGGGCAGCAAGACACUUAUCGAAAACCAGAAGCAAGGUUAAAAGUCAUUCGAUGUGAAACACAUGAACAACAGACGUACUGUGUUUAUUGCAGGGACUGCGAACAAUUAGCAUGCCCAGUCUGCUUGUCUCAAAACCAUAAGAAACAUGACUUAGAAGAAAUAAGAACUAUUGUGGAAGAAAAAAUGAAGGAGAUGAAAGAUUACGAACAAAAAUAUAUCACUAUUAUUUUGAAGAAAGAUGAAUAUAAUGACUUUAUCUUGGACAAAGCGGUUCUAAUUCAUGAAGAAAGAUACGAGGAUACAAAGAAUAAAGUAAAAGAUUAUGAACAAUUUAUGAAAAAUGAAGUAACAAAACACAUACAUGAACUUCUUGUUGACCUCGAUGACAGGUUAAAAACAACUAAACUUUCAAUUUCACAAGAGAAAACGAAACUUGAUGAAAGGAAAUCACAGAUGAAUGAAAAAAUUCGAGAAAUUCGAGAAUGUGAGAAAAAAACAGACAUAAAGGCAAUUCUAAAAAUAGCAGAUUCUGCUGAAAAAUAUUUUCAAAAGCUUACUGAAGAAGAAAUCACAAUUCCAUUGUCGUCCUCGAUGUUUGACGAAGGAAUAUUCCCAGAAAGUGUAAAAACUAUGAUACUAGGAUCAAUUCAAGAGGAGUAUAUCCCUAAACAAGAUGUAACGAAUGAAAUAAAACUCGAGGUCGUGAAAGUUUACAAAACUGAUGUCUAUGAAAUAUUUUCUUUGGAUCCAAGUAAUGAUGGUUCUUUUUUUCUUUACUGUAAAAGUGAUGUCAGAAACGUUCUAACCGACACCUUAGUGAACAUACACCAACUGGACACUAAAAAAGAUAGGAUUAGAAACAAUUUCACGAGGAAGCUGUCUUCUGAUGGCCUAGCUAUUUUACCUAAUGGAACAUUGCUCUCUCCCUCAAUAAAAGAACACAAAAUUUUUGUUCUUUCCAAAUUUGGAAGACAGGUAAGAGAGUUUAAAAAUAUGGCACCAAAGGCACCUGGUGCACUUCACAUAACUGCAGAUCAUCAUAUUCUAAUCGGGACUAUUGAAGCAGAUGGCGAACAUCAACUAGAAAAAUGGACGAUGGAUGGCGAAGUUCUGAAAGUAUUUCGCUUUGACAAUCUGAAAAGAAAACUGUUCGAAUUGAUAGUUAAGCUGAACACAGAUUCGCAUGGUAACAUUUUUGUUGUUGAUUUUGAGUAUGAUAGUUCAAGAGGGAGAAUAAUAAAGUUAAACAACGAAGGACAACGGAUGUGGGUUUAUGAUGGUCAUCCAAAAAUAAAUUCUUAUUAUAGGACAUUUUUGCCAACUGACAUUUUAAACAUUUGCCUAAACUCGUGGAUAACGUAUGAUAGAAACACGCAUACCAUCCAUGUACUUAGUUCAAACGGAAAACUUCAAAAUUACUUUAAUGUCAAAGAAUUGAACAUUGAAUCCAGUAUACUCAGCAUGGCAAUAUCUAAGGACGGUCACGUGAUCUUUGGAGAAGGAGUCACGCAAGAGGAAAUGAUUUCAAGAAGCAAGAAAGCUAAACUGUAUGUUCUCAAACUAAAAGAAUGCUAA